AUGUCGGUCGACGAAAGCUCGGGAAGACGGGAUGGUGUGCGCGACUACCUCGUCAUGACCGCGGUCAGCGGCACCAGCUUCAUCAACAGCUACUUCAGCGGCGCGCUCACCGUCUCGCUUCCGCAAGUGCAAAAGGACCUCAAUAUCGCUGCAUCGGCAUUGCAAUGGCCGCUCACGCUCUAUGCGCUCGUGUUGGGUUCGACUUUGCUUCCCAUGGGUCGGUUGGCCGACGUCUACGGUCCGAGGUUGCUCUUCUUGAUCGGUAGUCAGUCAUCUCCCGUCCCCAUUCCCCGACCUCCCAGCCGCGCCCGAGCUCGACCAUGGGGGGAGCGGAGGCGCGAAAAACCACCAGUCCACUAUACUGAUACCAGGGCCACAUCGCGACCUUUUCUGUCUACCAGCUGCACUUUACUUUGUCGUAUCCGUGGCCGUCGCAUUGAGUCCCACGAUGAUCGGCUUUUCGGCUUUUUCCUCCAUGCUCGGUAUCGUCAGUCGUCGCCCUGAUGCCCAAGCAUCAUCAUCGACGCUCACUCGCUGACAAAGAUCGGCAUCCCACUGAACACACCUGUUCCCCUUCCGGGAAAUAGUGUGCCGCAGCGAAUACUCCUUCAGGGAUAGGUAUUCUCGGGUAGGCCUCAUUCCCUCGCCAGGACUCGGCCGGUCGGUCGCCGGUCAGAAGAUACUGAAACUCCUCUUCUAAUCCGCCGGCGCAUUCAUAGGCGCCAUUUUGAACCGGGACCGAGGAAGAACAUCGCUUUCGCCCUGCUCGGUGCCGGUCAGCCGCUCGGCUUCGCUUCCGGUCUGGUCGUCGGCGCUCUGUUGACAGAGACGAAACUCGGAUGGCGAGGUCAGUUUCUCGGCCUCCUGGGGGACUUCGAACUUGUCAUUCGACUCCCAGCUGACGCUGCGGUUGAUGAACCAGCGAGCUUCUACGUCCAAGCGGCUCUUGCGGCUUUAUUUGGUGUACUCGGCUUCUUCGUCAUCCCCAAAAUUUUCGCCAUGGACUCGGGGGCGAUCCCUCUCGUCACCGCACAAAGUGCCGAUGUCACCCUUGCGGCCACUUCGGACGCGGCGUCGGUUGCCUCCGCUGCUGAGUCAGCAGCACCCAGUCCACCUGACUUGUCUCAAAACAGAAGAAUCGAUUGGAUCGGUACCUUGCUGUCGUUUGCAGGGUUCGUCUUGCUCACCUUUGCGUUGGCCGAUGCUUCGAGCGAGCCCCUCGGGUGGAAAACGCCCUGGCUGCCACCCUUGAUCCCGAUCUCCGUCCUGCUCCUGAUCGCCUUCUUCUACUGGGAAGUCCGGCUGCAGCAUAUGAUCAUCGCGUUCUACAGCUCGCCGCCAGAGCCCAAAUUGGGAGGAAAGCCGAAACGACCGCCACCCCCUCCCAUUUUGCCUCCUGGUAUUUGGACGACUCCUCAUCUGCCCGCGAUCUUGGCCGUCGUCUUCUUUGCCGUGAGUAGCACAUCGCCAUCCACAGAUCCCGAUCGCCCUCUGACCAGUCCAACUUCACGAAAUUGCAGUGGGGAGCUUUCAACACCUGCACGUACUACGUGAACCUUGUCUUGCAGCUUGUCAUGGAGGAGUCAGCGCUCAAGACAGCCUUGUUCCAAUUGCCACUCAUCGUUUCGGGGAUUAUUUUCAAUGUAAGCCGCGCACACCUCCUCGACAAUCGAAGUUGGUCGCUCAUGCAUUUUCUUCUCUCGCUGUCAACCACAGAUUAUUCCUGGCUACGCGAUCAGCUACAUCCAUGGCAAUACUCUCAUCAUCAUCUCGAUGACCCUGGGCAUCAUCGCUCCUAUUCUCCUCGCCGUCGUCAAGCCAGAUCACGGGUACUGGGCCGCCAUCUUCCCUUUGCUCGCCCUCGCUCCGGCGACCGAUCUGUCCUAUACCGUCGCGACCAUCGCUAUCUCACGAAGCGCAACCCGAUCCCAACAAGCCACAGCUGGCGCCUUGUUCCAAGUCACGACGAGGCUCGCAACCUCGAUGAGUCUCGCCAUCAUCUCCUCGAUCGCGACACUUGCAUCGGACAAAUAUCUCGCCGCAAACCCAUUCGCGGGUGAUCUCAGCCCCAACACGACCGAGUCCCCCGAUGUCCUGUUGGCGGGAUACCGUAUCGGAGGGUGGCUCACAUUCGCUUUCGCCGCGAUCGCGUUGACUAUCAGUCUCUUUGGCUUGCGAGGGAUGGGCCUUGUCGGUUCGAAGGAGGAAAAGGCCGAGUGA
Messenger RNA from Microbotryum saponariae, 2220 nucleotides. Lineage: Eukaryota; Fungi; Basidiomycota; Microbotryomycetes; Microbotryales; Microbotryaceae. The record is from the annotation of a GenBank genome assembly.